AUGCCGAUUAGCAAUCUACUCACCGCCAGCCUGCCCUCUCUGGUGGGAGAUCUACAGUUAACUCAUGUACAGCAGGAAAUACAGCGCCGCCAUGUCGCUGCACUAGCGGCAUGGAAGGAGGAGGACUACACCACCCAUUGGAAGCAGUUUGCCAGUAAAUAUGAUACGAUACUGCAACUAGGUCGCAAGACCCCAGCGGCUGAUGUCAACGAGAGAAGGAGGCAGAAAAGCAGCAUGAUGAGGACGACGUGCCAAGAUGUGAGGAAAGUGGCCGAGAGGUUCAACUAUGACAUGGGUGCCUUGGUGGGUCGUCUUAUUCUCUUGUUUGGCUACGACCUCGACGAAGAUCUCGGCCGAUUUCCCAAUCAGCCGGCGACAUCUACGGUCUUGCAAACUCUCCCGGCACUCUCAGAACCCUCCUCCUCAUCCUCUGCUGCCACCCCAUCCCUCGCCAGCGCCGCUUCAUCAUCCCAGGCCAAAUGGUUUGAGCGCCUGGAUAAGCGUCUCGCUGCCAUUGAUCGGAGCUCCAAGGAGUUAUUGGAGCUUAGAAAGGACUUAGUGGCCGCCCAAACCAGGACGGCUGAUGCUUUGACGUUGCUUGCUGGCAGCGUAAUGCGCAUAGAGGAUAUGCUGGUGAGGAUUUCUGAAGGUAUCCGAGCGGGAAAAAAAGUGUGCGUGGAUGAUGGGUGA
Messenger RNA from Perkinsus marinus ATCC 50983, 690 nucleotides. RefSeq lists its product as hypothetical. The transcript has 2 exons. Lineage: Eukaryota; Perkinsozoa; Perkinsida; Perkinsidae. The record is from RefSeq and is a predicted model, not a curated record. Bases 1 to 690 code for a protein of 229 amino acids.